UUUAUAAGGAAAUUUUUGAGUACGUAGGAUAUUAUUUCCUAUAAAUUUGUUUGUACGAAUAAAUUAAGGGGAAUUUUAUACGUAGAGUACUUGUGAGGUGAUUUAAAAUCAGGAUGCGAGGUGCUUUUCUGGUUCUGGAAGGAUUGGAUCGAGCGGGAAAAUCGACGCAGGUGUCAUUGCUUAUCGAAGCACUGAAAGAUCAUUCUAUAUCUGUCGAGCAGCGCAUUUUUCCUGACAGAGAUACUACAAUCGGUGGAAUAAUUAAUGACUAUCUAACAAAGAAAACUGAACUUGCACCCGAGGCAGUACAUUUGCUAUUUUCGGCAAAUCGAUGGGAAUGCAAAGACAAUAUUUACCAAAUACUCGAACAGGGCACAACUCUUAUUGUCGAUAGAUACGCCGCUUCGGGUGCGGCCUACAGUGCGGCGACCACUGGCAGGCAAUUGGAGUGGUGCAAGGGCCCGGAUCGAGGUCUGCCCGCACCGGACCUCGUCGUCUACCUCGACGUGAGCCGCGAGCAGUGGGGCGAUGAACGUUUCGAGCGCGCUGACAUGCAGCGCAAGGUCGCGCGCUAUUUCUCCGAGCUCUCCGAAACCGAGACCUGGGUCGCUUUUGAUGCCGACCGGCCCAAGGAACAGCUACACAAGGACAUCCUCGACAGGGCUCUUAGCGUCAUUGAGGACUGCAAGGGCAAGCCUAUCAGGUGCCUUUACGAGCUUUGACUCGGCUGUUUGCGACCGUCUCCCUUAUCUAACCAACGUCUAACGUCCUUUUUGCAAUAUAUUAAUUUACAAUUUUUCUUAUUGAUCCAGAUGUACUAAACCGUAGCCAUCGAAAUAGGCUGACGCGC
Ceratosolen solmsi marchali is the source of this 850-nucleotide messenger RNA. RefSeq names its product thymidylate kinase. Gene Ontology annotation, cellular component: mitochondrion; nucleus; cytosol. Gene Ontology annotation, molecular function: ATP binding; nucleoside diphosphate kinase activity; dTMP kinase activity. Gene Ontology annotation, biological process: dTTP biosynthetic process; dTDP biosynthetic process; dUDP biosynthetic process. The record is from RefSeq and is a predicted model, not a curated record. Lineage: Eukaryota; Metazoa; Arthropoda; Insecta; Hymenoptera; Agaonidae.